AUGGCGUCAAAACAGCAAUGCAAAUACGGAGCGAAAUGCUACAGGAAAAAUGAACAGCAUUUAAAGGAUUAUGGUCACCCAAAACAGAAGGCACACGAGGAUGACGAUGAACAGCCAGCAAAGAAAAAAAAGAAAAUUGUGGUAGAGGAACCUAAACAAAAAUUAACAACAAUAUCAGACUUCUUUGGCAAAAAGAAACCUAAUGAAAAAGAUGGAGAAAAGGAUUCUGAUGAAGGACCAAGUAGGAGUACUUCAUCUGGAGCUGCUGGAUUUCUAGAUGAAAGUCCAAAAGAAGAUGAUGAAGAAAGUCCCAAUGAAGAUGAUGACCAACCUUCCUCUCCUGAGGAUGUCAAAGAAAACAUCAAGAGGAAGUUUUUAGUGGAAAUGCCACAUGACUUUUAUGAUUUCUGGGAAUUUUGUAAAAGUAAAAACAGCAAACAUCCUGAAGAUGCAAUGAGUAAAGACUUUGGAUUCCAGUUGGUAGGACCUUAUGAUAUCUUAGCCGGUAAACAUAAAGGUGUGAAAAAGAACAGAGGAGGAAAACGUCCAAACUUCCUGUUACACUGGCGAUACUAUUAUGACCCUCCAGAGUUUCAAACAAUAGUGAAAUCUGAUGAUAAGAAUAUGUAUCAUCUGGGAUACUUCAGGGAUGAUCCAGCUGAGCUGCCAGUAUUUGUUGGAUCUAACAAGACUGCUGAUUCAUGCAUCAUUUCCCCAAAAGGCGACAACAUUUUUGCUGCUAUUAAAUUAACACUUGAUGAAUGCCUUAAAUCAAAGAACUUUGAUGCAGUUAAGAAGAAGAAAUUGCAGAGCUUUCAGGAGGAUUUGAAAGACUUUGCUAACAGUAAAAAAUAUUCCCUGGACAUGAAAACCAAAAGUAUGAAAGACCGGGAUAAGAAGGUUGUGUGCAAAACAUUUCAUGGUGCUGGGAUGGUCGUACCACUGGAUGAAAAUGAGGUUGGAUAUCGAGAAGUUCCAGAGGAGCCAGCUGACCUGAAGAAAAUGUUCAAAGCAGUUGUGGAAGCAAAGAGUGAGAGUGACCGAGAUAAAAAGAUGGAGGCAAUUCAGGAGCUUGUGACAUUGGUACAGUUUGCUAAUGAUGAGUGUGAUUAUGGUGAAGGUUUGGAAUUAGGACUGGAUUUGUUUAGUUACGGGGGUGAGCCCCUGCACACAAUUAUUUCACAUCUUCUUCCUCUUGCCUACCAGUUACUGGGCCGACACGAGUAUUCACAGAUUAUAGAGGCUCAUCUCAAACGUAGGAGUCGCAGUGCAAAUCUCAGUGAACUGGAAUAGAUGCAGAUUUCUAACUACUAUACAAACGUAGGAGUCGCAGUGCAAAUCUCAGUGAACUGGAAUAGAUGCAGAUUUCUAACUACUAUACAAACGUAGGAGUCGCAGUGCAAAUCUCAGUGAACUGGAAUAGAUGCAGAUUUUUAACUACUAUACAAACGUAGGAGUCGCAGUGCAAAUCUCAGUGAACUGGAAUAGAUGCAGAUUUCUAACUACUAUACAAACGUAGGAGUCGCAGUGCAAAUCUCAGUGAACUGGAAUAGAUGCAGAUUUCUAACUACUAUACAAACUGGAAUGGCAUUGAUACCUCACAAACUGGUUUAAAUGCAAUUAUUCUUACAGUGCUGUAUACAUCUUGGAUAUUUAUAUCCAUUUCAAUUUUAGGAGGUUGGAUAUAUUGAUGGAUAAUUGUUCUUGUAUGAGUUCAGAUCUUUUUUGUACACCUUGACAACCAGUGUGGAACUGAUGCUUUACUUCAAAGAAUAUGUGAGCAUACAUGUGUAGAUAUCUCACUCUUACAAACAAUUAUAAGAUCUUCUUUGUACACCUUGACAACCAGUGUGGAACUGAUGCUUUACUUCAAAGAAUAUGUGAGCAUACAUGUGAAGAUAUCUCACUCUUACAAACAAUUGCAAAAAUAGAAACAUAUAUGUUAAACAGUAUACUUCUUUUUUAUUUCCAUAGAAAAUGCACAGAGCAUUCUAGAAAACAUGAGUUUCAUACUGAAAUUUAAUCCACAUAAUUAAACUGAAUAUCACAGUCAUUAUUUAUCACAAGGUAUGUUCCAGACAGGUCAAUACAUAUAGGAAGUUUUGCUUUCAGCAGAUAUUAUGGUUUAUACUACAAAUGGUAAUGUCUUGUAACAGUGAAAUCAGAUUCCUUAAAAUAUCAACAAAAACAGAAGAUUUUCUAUAAUAAAAUUUAGCACGGAAAUGGUCUGAACUUAGUACACCUGUAUUAAAGUUGUAUGUUAUAUCACACUCCAUGUUGUGGCGAUGCAACUAUCACUACACACACAGAGUAUUUCUUGAAUUUUGACAAGUAGAAAAAAUCUUCAAUAUCAGAGCAAGUAUUAGGAAAGAAUGAUUUCGAUAUGGAUUUUGUGAAAGUCUUGGAUGAUGAUGUUGCAGUUAGUAUCUGAGCAAUAGUUUGUGACAUCAUCACUCCUCUACGCAAGAUUGUGCUGUACAGAAGCAUACUAGGGUCUUGUAGAAUUCUUUCAUUUGUCUAUCAUUCUGAAAGAG
Messenger RNA from Ylistrum balloti, 2534 nucleotides. Its product is annotated as histone PARylation factor 1-like. NCBI's taxonomy places the organism in Eukaryota, Metazoa, Mollusca, Bivalvia, Pectinida, Pectinidae. The record is from RefSeq and is a predicted model, not a curated record. Gene Ontology annotation, biological process: regulation of protein ADP-ribosylation; DNA damage response. Gene Ontology annotation, molecular function: histone binding; poly-ADP-D-ribose binding. Gene Ontology annotation, cellular component: nucleus. The transcript has 7 exons. The coding region runs from base 1 to 1293 and encodes 430 amino acids.